Contarinia nasturtii (swede midge) is the source of this 3109-nucleotide messenger RNA. RefSeq lists its product as uncharacterized. The coding region runs from base 110 to 3043 and encodes 977 amino acids. The record is from RefSeq and is a predicted model, not a curated record. Gene Ontology annotation, molecular function: protein binding. NCBI's taxonomy places the organism in Eukaryota, Metazoa, Arthropoda, Insecta, Diptera, Cecidomyiidae. The transcript is spliced from 6 exons.
UGACAGAUUGCUAUUGAAUUGAUCAUACAACAAACAAACUCCAAAAUCAAAGUUUAUUUUUACAUUUAUUGAAAGAAGCAGCAAGUCGAGCACACAAACGGCAUCAACAAUGGCAUUGAUAGACCAUGGUGCGAUUGAAUUAAUGGAGAGCCAUGAUAUGGUGGAAACCGCUGCGAUAGAGAUGUUCAAACUACCGAAAACGAAAAAGAAACAAAUGAAACAAACAACGGCAGAUCCAUAUGAUUGGAUAAAAAUGAUGGAGAUAGAUGAACGACGCAGAAAGGAACAGGCACAGCUAUUGGAAGAAUUGAAAGAAGAGAGAAAAGAAAAUGAAAAGCAAUUGGAAAGUCUAAACAAAAAUUUGUGGCAAAAAGAAACAACAAAAAGGGGAAAAGAAUUGUACAUUGAUAUUUUUGAUGCAGCCCUCGGUGCUAAUCGUUCAAAUAGACCCGAUCGUGAAGUUGAAAUGUUAAGUAAGGAAUCAGAAGGCAAAGACAACGAAACAUCAAGAGAAAUGCGAAAGAAAGGAAACCAGAUUGUUUGUCCAUCGGUUGCACUGGAUAUGUACAAUAAGAGUCUACGAUACGCAGAAGUCGGUUCGCUACAUGCCACUUUGGCGUAUGCAAAUAGAGCGGCCUGUUAUUAUACGAUGCAAUACUAUGGUCAAGCGUUAGAGAACAUCAAAUUGGCAAAACGAGAUAAAAAAUUUCCCAAACAUUUAUUGCAAAAACUGAAUGGCAUGCAACAUUGGGCAGAAUCAUAUUAUAUAGAAAGAAAGGCGGCAGAAAAGUCUCAGCUGAGUUAUGUAGCCAACGAACAACAUCCCUGUAUGUCCGCUGUAUUGAGUAUCAAAACGAGCCCAAUCUUUGGUCGAUACUUACGUGCAAAAUAUAAACUUAAAAAAUUGGACGUCAUUUUGAUUGAAAGGGAUUACAUAGCAGCAAUGAAUACUGAAAAAGUCCGUUCAUGUGCGACUUGCUACGAAGAAGACAAAGAUUUCAUUCCAUGCGAUGGAUGUGCAGGUGCAAUGUUUUGUAACGAACACUGUAAGAAUGUUAACUCAGUACACAAAUGGGAAUGUAAUACAUUCGUAACAAAACUGGAAUUUCGUCUAAGGCUUUUCAUUCAAUCAAUUCUAAUGGCCAUUGAUGCAUUCACAGUCGAUGGUAUGGCGAAUGUGGGCGGGCUUAUGAAGUGUGUGGAAGAUAUGCUGGAUGAAAAACGCAAUAAAACCACAACAUUUCCAAGCUCGACGCUUGACCCGAAAUCGAGGUACCAAUUCUUUUUUAAAUUGACAUCGUCUAUGAAGCUAUUCGAAUAUACUGAAUCGUACAUGAAAUUAAAAUCCAUACAGAUAGUUUACACAAUUUAUUCAUUGCUCAUGAAAAUACCAAAAAUCGAGGCAAUAUUUGCAGGUGAAAAGAAGCGCCGUUUUCUGCAGCAUUUGAUCGCCCAUCAUAUUUUUGUAAUCAACAACAACUCGUUCGGCGAUGACGAUUCACAGUCAUUGGGACUGCUUCAAUCGUUAUUUAAUCAUUCAUGUAAACCGAAUAUUUUUCACCGCAAAAUUGCAAAAGAGCAUUAUUUUUUCGCAGGUAAAAAAGUGAAAAGAAAAGAACAACUUUUCAUCAGUUACAUUGAAGUUAAAGACAUUGAAUGCCGAUACCGUCGCCGAGAAGUGAUUGAAAGAAGCUGGGGCUUUAUUUGCAAUUGUAUUCUGUGUGAGCCAAAAAGGCUAUCGAUAAGCGACAAAUUGAAUGAUGCAAUCAAGACCAUUUUAUAUAAUCGUUUUGAUGUAACAGAAGAUGGAACAGAAGAUGCAAUAGAAGGUGCAACAGAAUAUACAUCAGAACGAACUAAUUUAAUGGAAUCUGUAUUAGGAAGCACACAAAAACAACCUGCAUCAAAGAUAACUAAUAUACCGAAGUUUUUGCCUGAUUUUAAACAAGGAUAUACACCAGAUUUUAUACCAUUCACACCAGAACAUAAAGCCACACCUAUAGAAGAUACAUCAGAUAACACAUCAUCAGAUUCAUCAGAAAAAAAGAAUGUUUCGAUAAAAUCUAGAUUGGGAGAUGCAGAUAUAGUUGGAAAUAUAAGAAAACCUGGUUAUGAACCUGAAUGUGUACUUGGAUAUAAACCUUCUACAAGUGCAGAUAACACAUCAUCAGAUUCAUCAGAACAAAGGGAAGUUUCGAUAAAAUCUAGAUUGGGAGAUGCAGAUGAUCAAAUAUUUAGGAGAAAACCUGGUUAUGAACCUGAAUGUGUACUUGGAUAUAAACCUUCUACAAGUGCAGAUAACACAUCAUCAGAUGCAUCAGAACAAAAGGAAGUUUCGAUAAAAUCUAGAUUGGGAGAUGCAGAUGAUCAAAUAUUUAGGAGAAAACCUGGUUAUGAACCCGAAUAUGUACUAGGAUAUAAACCUCCAUCAGGUGCUCCAUCUUUAGAAAGUACAUCAGAAGAUACAUCUACACCAGAAUUGGUUGAACGUGUAACAAUAGCUACAAUACAUAGAUCGGAUGACACAAGAGAAUAUCCAUCUGCUCCAUCCUUGGAAAGUACAUCAGAAGAUACAACUACACCAGAAGUGGUUGAACGUGUAACAAUUGCUACAAUACAUAGAUCAGAUGACACAAGAGAAUAUCAAUCUGCUCGAUCUUUAGAAAGUACAUCAGAAGACACAUCUACACCAGAAGUGGUUGAACGUGUAACAAUUGCUACAAUCCAUAGAUCAGAUGACACAAGAGAAUAUUCAUCAGCGGAAAAUUCAUUAGAUGAAAAACCAGCCGAUAGUGCACCAGCUGUUGAGAGUGAAAAAUCAGUCGAUAGCGCAUCGGCUGUCGAGGGUGAAAUAGCAGUCGAUAGCACAUCGGCUGUCGAGGGUGAAAAUACAUCAUUAAGUUCAGCAGAAGGUUUACAAAUAGUAUCACCAUUACCAGGAACACCACCAAAUUCAUUAAAUUUUGAUACCGGAACACCUACCACAGAAGAUAUGUCAGAUAUGUCAGAUUUAUCAGACGAUUAUAAACAGAUACAUGUAUAAAAUGGAUUCGAGAUUACCUAAAACAAAAACACAUUGAAGAUGAUUUAAAUCUGGAUAAAAAGAGUU